Molecule: messenger RNA, 2507 nt
Organism: Spodoptera litura
Lineage: Eukaryota; Metazoa; Arthropoda; Insecta; Lepidoptera; Noctuidae
Product: CD63 antigen
Cellular component (GO): plasma membrane
Source: RefSeq, a predicted model, not a curated record
AGCUGUAUGCCGCCAUUUAAUUGUGACUGUCCGACCGCACCGCACGUGUCGCGAGCUAACACAACCGAAACAUUAAACAAACAAUCAACAUGAGUACUACCAGCGCAUCCUCCGUCCUCCUGUUCAUCCUGAACAUCCUGCACGUGGUGUUCGGGCUCGGGGUCACCUGUGCUGCCAUCUGGUUCUUCGUUGAGGUGCACAGCAUCACCAGUCUGCGCAACACCAACCACUACCUGCUCGACUACAAUGUGUACUGGCCGCAAGCCAUCCCCUGGGUGUUCAUCUUCGUCGGAGUGUUCGUGGUGUGUGUGUCGUGCUGUGGCUUCGUCGGUGCUAGGAAGAAGAGCAGUGGCCUUGUAGUGAUGUACAUCGUGUUCGAGGUGACCGCCAUCAUUGCGCUGGUGACGGCCGCGGUGGUCGCGCUCACCUGCGCCGACAGCAGCUCCACCGACAAGUUCAUCCAGGACACCGUCUGGGACGUGUUCACCACCAUGAAGAACGACCGCAACGUUGAGGUAGACUUCGGUAACAUGGAGAAACGCCUGCAGUGUUGUGGUGCGUCCAGCCCACGUGACUACAUCAACUGGCGCCGCGACUUCCCCGUGUCGUGCUGUGACACAUACUACCACGGUUGGAUCGGCCAGUACAACAUCGACUGCGACUUCACCAACAAGCUGGCCAACGAACGCCAUGGCUGCACUGAGGUGGCCACCAACUACACUCGUAUCAUCAUCCGCGUGCUGUCCGGCGCGUGCGCAUUCACUGCGUUCCUCGGCCUCAUGAACCUGAUCGUGGCUGUCACGCUCUCCAAGAGCAUGAAGAGCAGGCCGAAGCCGAUGCCGGUGCAGCUCGAGUCUGAGAGUAAAAAGGGUUUGUUGUAAGUUAACAUGUUUGUAUAGACGUUGUGUGUGACAAGGUUCCCUCGGACCAGUGUUGAAUAUUGACUUAACUAGUUUUUCCUUUCACGUGAAGCGAGAAAUCGUAGUUAAGUAACAUGUAGGAAUGUUACGUGUGUGCGAAGUGAUAACGCAAUACUAAACAGUUUGCGACAGUAUUUCUUAGUGGAAGUAUUUAUUUUGUUAGGUUUAGUAUAAGUAUUGCGCAUGUGCGGUAUAUUAGCUUUAACGAUGUAUCCACCGGUCGCUCGGUCGCUCGAGCUUAGAGCUUCUAGUCUUAGACGCGACUCGAAGAUUGAAUGCAUUCAAUUGAAUCGUCCAGGCAUGUGCAGUACGGACAAAGAGUUUGAAUGAGUCAAUUUAAGUAGCCUUAACUACGAGGUAAUUGAAUCGGUGGUUAGUCAUAUAAUGGCGCUCUGUCCUCCGUCGCCUGAACUUUACGAAUGAUGACUGACCUUUGUAUUUCUUAAGCAAGAUGGACAAUCAAGAUAAUUGUCUCUGAUAUAUUUUACAUAUUUUGCUGUAAAAUGUUGGUUGAAGUAUAUCAGUGGUGGAUUUUAAUUAGUGCUAUUAUGCAGUAGUGUUACGAUAGUAGAAUAUAUCGAGUGAUAAUGAAUGUUAAUUGACUUCACCGAUCUGGUUUUGAAUCUCAAAAAACAAUACAAUAACGUAUUGUGACGUAGUUUAUACAAAUGGUGUUUUAAUGUUCUACAACUAGUUUUACAAAGACCAGUUUUGUAUUUUAUAUGAUUAUCCUUAGUAUGGUUGUAGUGGCAUUUAAUAAAUUAAUACUUAUAUCGUGAAUCCGUCUGUUAUAUAAACUUUAACCUUUGAGGUAACACUGUUAUGUAGGACACUCAUAUUUUAUGUAUUUAUUAGAAGUUAUGAAAUAGAUAUUUUAAUAUUAUUUCACUUUAGCAUUUUACAUGGUCUUUAAAAACUGUAGCUUCAUGGUUAAGUGACUGGAUUUGUUGUCAAUCAUGAGGCAUUGGGUUCGAAUCCCAAGUCGAGCUUUGUCUUAACGUUUUUUCUUGAGGAAAAAUUCAAAGUAGCAGCUCGAUGGUUGACUGUAGACAUAAAUAAGGAAAUAGUGACAAUAAUACAGUGUAAAUGUGAUGUGAAUUUGUAAUAUUAUAAGUGUAUUUGUUUCGUUUAUGUAAUUUCGAACAUUCCUGUAAAUAGUACUAAGAAGUAAAUUGUAAAGUUUUCAAAUGAUGUUACUGCCAGCCCCAAACCACAGUACCUCAGUUGCGUUAUAGCAGCAAAAAGCAAAAACAACAUUUGAAAACGAACAAAUAUGAACUUUAAUAGCCUAACAUUAAAGGCUUGAUUUGUUACGCAAAAUGUUCUUACGUAAUAUUUAUUUUUCUGUAUGUUUAUCACAUCAUCGUGAAUUAUAGAAACUCUAUAAGUAUGUCGUGUACCUGUGGAGUUGAGAGUUGUGGUCCAAAGAUUAGGCUGGUUACAUACCGGCAGGCGGCGUCAAGCAACCGUCAGGCGAGCUUGACGUCAGCUCGAUAGACAUAAGUAUUGAUAGCAUAGAUUUAAAGUUCAAAUUAUGUUGUUAUUUUAUAAGAGCUUUGUGUAUUUGCAUUUUGAUAAUAAAAUAGA